Ochotona princeps (American pika) is the source of this 2571-nucleotide messenger RNA. It is a transcript of the gene SCYL1, whose product is annotated as SCY1 like pseudokinase 1. The transcript has 18 exons. The coding region runs from base 85 to 2502 and encodes 805 amino acids. The record is from RefSeq and is a predicted model, not a curated record. Gene Ontology annotation, biological process: protein phosphorylation. NCBI's taxonomy places the organism in Eukaryota, Metazoa, Chordata, Mammalia, Lagomorpha, Ochotonidae. Gene Ontology annotation, molecular function: ATP binding; protein kinase activity.
CCGCCCCCGGAGGCCCCGCCCCGGCUCGGGCAGCCGGAGCACCCGGAGCGGAGACGCCGGGACCCCGCGGCAUCGGCGGGAGCGAUGUGGUUCUUUUCCCGGGACCCGGUCCGGGACUUCCCUUUCGAACUCAGCCCGGAGCCCCCUGAGGGCAACCCGCCCGGACCCUGGGUUCUGCACCGCGGCCGGAAGAAGGCCACGGGCAGCCCCGUGUCCAUCUUCGUGUAUGACGUGAAGCCGGGCCAGGAGGAGCAGACUCAAGUGGCGAAAGCUGCCUUCAAGCGCCUCAAAACCCUGCGGCACCCCAACAUCUUGGCCUACAUCGAUGGGCUGGAGACAGAAAAAUGUCUCCACGUCGUGACGGAGACCGUGACCCCGCUGGGGGCGUACCUCAAGGCCCGCUCCGAGGCCGGGGAUCCCAAGGAGCCAGAGCUCUCCUGGGGCCUGCACCAGAUCGUGAAAGCCCUCAGCUUCCUCGUCAACGACUGCAGCCUCAUCCACAACAACGUGUGCAUGGCGGCCGUGUUCGUGGACCGCGCCGGCGAGUGGAAGCUGGGGGGCCUGGACUACAUGUACUCGGCGCAGGGCAAUGGCGGGGGACCUCCCCACAAAGGGGUCCCCGAGCUGGAGCAAUAUGACCCCCCAGAGCUGGCAGACAGCAGUGGCAGAGUGGUCAAGGAGAAGUGGUCAGCCGAUAUGUGGCGCCUGGGCUGCCUCAUCUGGGAAGUCUUCAAUGGGCCGCUGCCCCGGGCGGCUGCGCUGCGGAAUCCAGGGAAGAUCCCCAAGUCACUGGUGCCACACUACUGUGAGCUGGUGGGUGCCAACCCCAAGCUGCGGCCCAACCCGGCACGCUUCCUGCAGAACUGCCGGGCGCCCGGUGGUUUCAUGAGCAACAGCUUCGUGGAGACCAACCUCUUCUUGGAGGAGAUUCAGAUCAAGGAGCCAGCUGAGAAGCAGAAGUUCUUCCAGGAACUGAGCGAGAGCCUGGGCUCCUUCCCCGAGGACUUCUGCCGGCACAAGGUGCUGCCGCAGCUGCUCACAGCCUUCGAGUUUGGCAACGCGGGCGCUGUGGUCCUCACGCCCCUCUUCAAGGUGGGUGAGCUCCUCAAAGCUGACGAGUAUCAGCAACAGAUCGUGCCGGUGCUCAUCAAGAUGUUCUCGUCCACCGACCGCGCCAUGCGCAUCCGCCUGCUGCAGCAGAUGGAGCAGUUCAUCCAGUACCUUGAUGAGCCGACAGUCAACACCCAGAUCUUCCCCCACGUCGUCCAUGGCUUCCUGGAUACCAACCCUGCCAUCCGGGAGCAGACAGUGAAGUCCAUGCUGCUCCUGGCCCCGAAGCUCAACGAGAACAACCUCAACAUGGAGCUCAUGAAGCACUUUGCGCGGCUGCAGGCCAAGGAUGACCAGGGCCCCAUCCGCUGCAACACCACCGUCUGCCUGGGCAAGAUUGGCUCCUACCUCAGCGCCUCCACCAGACACAGAGUCCUCGCAUCCGCCUUCAGCCGUGCCACCAAGGACCCAUUCGCCCCGUCCCGGGUCGCUGGUGUCCUGGGUUUUGCUGCCACCCACAACCUCUACUCGAUGACCGACUGUGCCCACAAGAUCCUGCCUGUGCUCUGCGGCCUCACAGUGGACCCUGAGAAGUCAGUGCGGGACCAGGCCUUCAAAGCCAUCCGGAGCUUCCUGUCCAAGCUGGAGUCAGUGUCGGAGGAUCCCACGCAGCUGGCCGAAGUGGAGAAAGAUGUCCACGCAGCCUCCAGCCCUGGCAUGGGAGGAGCCGCGGCCAGCUGGGCAGGCUGGGCUGUGACCGGGGUCUCCUCGCUCACCUCCAAGCUGAUCCGUGCGCACCCCUCAGCUGCCCUGGCUGAGACCACUGCUCCUCAGGGACCCCCACCCGAGGGUCACCCCAGCCUGGCUCCAGCCCCUGUCUCAGCCAGCCCUACGAGCCGCAGGCCUGGGGAGGCCCAGGAGGGGGACAGGGACACAGUGGAGGACAGCAGCACUGUGGACAGAUGGGAUGACGACGACUGGGGCAGCCUGGAGCAGGAGGCCGAGACAGUGUUAGCCCAGGAGCACUGGAGGAGCAGGGACCAGGCCAGCCUUGGCCGCACUGGACAGGUCAGCAGCCCAGACCACAGAGCCCCCGAGUCGGACUGGAGUAGCUGGGAAGCCGAGGGCUCCUGGGAGCAGGGCUGGCAGGAGCACAGCUCCCCAGAGCCCCCCGAGGGCACCCGCCUGGCCAGCGAGUACAACUGGGGUAGCCCGGAGGCCAAUGACAAGGGUGACCCUUUUGCUGCCCUGUCGUCCCGACCCAGUGCCCAGCCCAGGCCGGACUCGUGGGGCGACGACAACUGGGAGGGCCUGGAGACCGACAGCCGGCAGACCAAGGCCGAGCUGGCUCGGAAAAAGCGCGAGGAGCGGCGGCGGGAGAUGGAGGCCAAGCGCGCCGAGAAGAAGGCGGCCAAGGGCCCUAUGAAGCUGGGGGCGCGCAAGCUGGACUGAGGGGGUGGGCGGCACAAGCCGGCCCCGCGGCUGUAUUUAUUGUACAAACCAUGUGAGCCGGCCCAGUGC